Molecule: messenger RNA, 2247 nt
Organism: Puccinia triticina
Lineage: Eukaryota; Fungi; Basidiomycota; Pucciniomycetes; Pucciniales; Pucciniaceae
Exons: 8
Coding region: 1-2247 (748 amino acids)
Cellular component (GO): spliceosomal complex; intracellular anatomical structure
Molecular function (GO): RNA binding; RNA helicase activity; ATP binding
Source: RefSeq, a predicted model, not a curated record
AUGGUCGCUGGCGCGGACAACCCCUACUUGGCCCAUCUGCCCGAGUCGGGCGCACUCGAUGGCUUUAUCCCCAGAAAGGUUUCAGGUAAACAAGUCUUGGAGGCCAUGGAUCAUUCGACAAACCCGUUCACUGGGAAACAAUACUCGAAACAGUACAAGACCAUCCUCGAACAUCGCAAGGCUUUACCCGUCUUCAAACAGAUGGCAGAUUUUUACAAGAUGUAUAACAAGAGCCAAUUUGUGGUGAUGGAAGGUGAAACAGGAUCAGGAAAAACAACUCAAAUUCCGCAGUAUGCGGUUUAUGGCGAUCUUCCUCACAUGAAAGAUCGACAGAUUGCUUGCACCCAACCAAGACGAGUGGCAGCCAUGAGUGUUGCAAAGCGUGUGGCUGAUGAGAUGGAUGUCAAGCUUGGUGAAGAAGUCGGCUACAGCAUCCGAUUUGAAGAUUGCACCAGCUCAAAGACGAUUCUGAAGUAUAUGACCGAUGGUAUGCUGCUCCGAGAGGCUCUGCAUGACAACCUUCUUUCGCGUUAUUCAACUCUGAUCCUUGACGAGGCUCACGAACGUACCCUUGCAACCGAUAUCUUGAUGGGCUUGUUGAAAGACAUUGCAAAGCGUCGCCCUGACUUGAAGAUCAUCGUCAUGUCUGCCACACUCGACGCGGCCAAGUUCCAGAGCUAUUUCAACUCGGCACCACUGCUCAAGGUGCCUGGUCGGACAUUCCCGGUCGAAACGUUUUACACACCCGAGCCUGAACCCGAUUAUCUCGAAGCUGCGAUUCGUACAGUCUUGAUGAUCCACAGAGAUGAAGAGCCCGGCGAUGUGCUGGUCUUUCUUACUGGUGAAGAAGAAAUCGAAGACGCGUGUAGAAAGAUCAGCAUCGAAGCCGAUCAGCUUCUCCAGACUUCCUCCCAUGUUGGCCCAUUGAAAUGCGUUCCCCUUUACUCCUCUCUCCCCCCUCAACAACAACAACGCAUCUUUGAUCCGCCGCCGCCCCCGCUCACCCCCAAUGGACCCCCCGGCCGAAAAGUUGUCAUCUCAACAAACAUCGCCGAAACCUCAUUGACGAUCGAUGGGAUUGUAUAUGUGAUCGACCCCGGAUUUUCGAAACAAAAGAUCUACAAUCCACGUAUCCGAGUUGAAUCCUUGUUGGUCUCACCCAUCUCCAAAGCUUCUGCCCAACAACGAGCCGGUCGAGCCGGUCGUACACGGCCCGGAAAGUGUUUCAGGUUAUACACCGAAAGCAGUUUUGUGAAGGAAUUGGAGGACCAAACCUACCCGGAGAUUCUGCGGUCGAACCUGGCCAGUGUGGUGCUAGAAUUGAAGAAAUUAGGGGUCGAUGAUUUGGUUCACUUCGACUACAUGGACCCCCCAGCCCCUGAAACCGUCAUCCGAGCGUUGGAACUGCUCAACUACUUGGCUGCGUUUGAUGAUGAAGGCAACCUGACUCCGCUUGGAGAGAUCAUGGCCGACUUUCCGUUGGAUCCUCAAUUAUCAAAGAUGUUGAUUUCUAGCCCUGAGUUCAAAUGUAGUAACGAAAUAUUAAGUAUCGCUGCUAUGUUGUCUGUGCCCAACCCAUUUCUUCGACCCCACAAUCAGCGCAAGGAAGCUGAUGAUGCCCGGGCGCAAUUCACCCAUCCCGAAGGAGAUCAUUUGACGCUUUUGAACUUAUUUCAUGCAUACAAAGCCAGUUCUGAUCCGAACAGCUGGUGUUGGCAAAACUACGUCGCCAACAGAGCGAUGUUGCAAGCCGACAACGUGCGCAACCAGUUGAAGAGGACGAUGGAACGGUUCGACCUCGAUCUCGUGUCAAUCGACCACAAACAUAAGGACUAUUUCAAAAAUAUCCGGAUGGCUGUCACCACCGGUUACUUCAUGCAAGUGGCCCACAAAGAACGCGAGAAAGGCGUCUACACUACUAGGGAUGGUCAGAUCGUCGGCUUGCAUCCUAGCUGCGGUCUCGAUAGCAAUCCCGAAUGGGUCCUCUACAAUGAGUUCGUCUUGACCACUCGAAACUUUAUCAGGAUUUGCACGGAAGUGAAACCGGAAUGGUUACUUGAUUUCGCACCGUUAUACUACGAUGUAAACACGAUGCCGGAUGGCGAAGCCAAACGAGCCCUCCAAAAAAUUGCCAUAAGGAAAUCAAACUCGGCGACUUCUAAACGGAUCGAAAACGACCAGGAUCCUGAGUCUAAGGCCCGCAAACGUCAACGAAAAUUGGAUAAAAAAUUGAAGGCUGCCAAGUAA